AAUAAGAAAAGACAAAGACAUCCCGGCGGCCGCGGCUGUUCCCGCAGCUCCGCUCCGCCAGAGGCAGGCGAGGCUGUCGUUCCUGGGGCCCGGUCACCGCCUAUCCCCCGCAGGUGCUGCCCACCGCCACCAUGACCGAGGGCGCACUGGCGGCUGGCGAGGUCCGAGUGCCCCUGGGCGCGCCUGACCCGGGCCCUGCGGUGGUGGCGGGGGCGUCCCCCGCGAGUCCUGGGGCGCCGGGGCAAGAGACCGAGCGUGGGUCGGAGCCCGACGCGUCGCCCCCGGAGAGCCCAGCAGCUGAGCGCAGCGCAGAGCUGGGCGCCGACGAGGAGCAGCCCGUCCCGUACCCGGCGCUGGCGGCCACUGUCUUUUUCUGCCUUGGGCAGACCACGCGGCCGCGCAGCUGGUGUCUUCGGCUGGUGUGUAACCCGUGGUUCGAGCACGUCAGCAUGCUGGUCAUCAUGCUCAACUGUGUCACCCUGGGCAUGUUCCGGCCGUGUGAGGACGUCGAGUGCCGCUCCGAGCGCUGCAGCAUCCUGGAGGCCUUCGACGACUUCAUCUUCGCUUUCUUCGCGGCGGAGAUGGUCAUCAAGAUGGUUGCCCUGGGGCUGUUCGGGCAGAAGUGCUACCUGGGUGACACGUGGAACAGGCUGGACUUCUUCAUCGUCAUGGCGGGCAUGAUGGAGUACUCCCUGGACGGGCACAAUGUGAGCCUCUCAGCCAUCCGGACCGUACGUGUGCUGCGGCCGCUCCGUGCCAUCAACCGGGUGCCCAGCAUGCGUAUUCUGGUCACACUGCUUCUGGACACCCUGCCCAUGCUGGGGAACGUGCUCCUGCUCUGCUUCUUCGUCUUCUUCAUCUUCGGCAUCGUGGGCGUCCAGCUGUGGGCCGGCCUGCUGCGCAACCGCUGCUUCGUGGACAGCACCUUUGUCAGGAACAACAACCUCACCUUCCUGCGGCCCUACUACCAGACGGAGGAGGGCGACGAGAACCCCUUCAUCUGCUCCUCGCGCCGAGACAACGGCAUGCAGAAGUGCUCGCACAUCCCCAGCCGCCGCGAGCUGCGUGUGGAGUGCACGCUGGGCUGGGAGGCGUACGGGCAGCCACAAGCCGAGGGCCUGGGCGGCACCGGCCACAACGCCUGCAUCAACUGGAACCAGUACUACAACAUCUGCCGCUCUGGCGACUCCAACCCUCACAACGGCGCCAUCAACUUCGACAACAUUGGCUACGCCUGGAUCGCCAUCUUCCAGGUCAUCACGCUGGAGGGCUGGGUGGACAUCAUGUACUACGUCAUGGACGCCCACUCCUUCUACAAUUUCAUCUAUUUCAUUCUGCUCAUCAUCGUGGGCUCCUUUUUCAUGAUCAACCUGUGCCUGGUCGUGAUCGCCACACAGUUUUCGGAGACAAAACAGCGAGAGAACCAGCUGAUGCGGGAGCAGCGUGCCCGCUACCUGUCCGAUGACAGCACGCUGGCCAGCUUCUCAGAGCCGGGCAGCUGCUAUGAGGAGCUGCUGAAGUACGUGGGCCACAUCUGCCGCAAGGUCAAGCGGCGCAGCCUGCGUCUCUAUGCCCGCUGGCAGAGCCGCUGGUGCAAAAAGGUGGACGCCAGCAGCACCCUCCACGGCCAGGGCCCCGGGCACCGGCCACGGCGGGUGGGCAGGCGCACAGCCUCCAUCCACCAUCUGGUCUACCACCACCACCAUCACCACCACCAUCACUACCACUUCAGCCACAGCAGCCCGCGCCGGCCCAGCCCCGAGCCAGGCACCGGAGAUACCAGGCUGGUACGGGCCGGAGCACUGCCCUCGCCACCCUCUCCUGGCCGGGGGCCACCCGACACCGAGUCAGUGCACAGCGUGUAUCACGCCGACUGCCAUGUGGAAGGGCCGCAGGAGAGGGCCCGGGUGGUACAAGCUGCGGCCACCACCGCAAGCCUCAAGCUGGCCACGGGGCUGGGCGCCAUGAACUACCCCACUAUCCUGCCCUCGGCAGCCGGUGGUGGCAAAGGUGGCACCAGCCCUAGGCCUAAGGGGAAACAGGCCGGCCGACCCCCGGGAGCCGGAAGGCACAGCCCCCUUAGCCUGAGCAGCCAUGAUCCCUACGAGAAGAUCCAGCAUUUGGUUGGGGAGCACGGUCUGGGCCAGGCCCCCAGCCGCCUGUCUGGCCUGAGUGUGCCCUGCCCCCUGCCCAGCCCCCAGGCGGGCACACUGACCUGUGAGCUGAAGAGCUGCCCGUACUGCGCCAGCGCCCUAGGGGACCCUGAGUUUGAGUUCAGCGACUCAGAGAGCGGAGACUCCGACAGCAACGCGAUCUAUGAAUUCACACGGGACGUGCGGCAUGGGGACUGCCGCGACCCCAUUCAGCCACCCCCAGGGGAGGACACACGCGGCCGGGGCCUCACGCAGAGGCGGGCACAGUGGCGGGUGGCCUCUGGCGCGCAGGGCGGGCUGGGCCGAGCGUGGGCCACCGUCGGCAGCAAGCUUCGUAGGAUUGUGGACAGCAAGUACUUCAACCGCGGCAUCAUGAUAGCUAUUCUCACCAACACGCUGAGCAUGGGCGUCGAGUACCACGAGCAGCCGGACGAGCUGACCAACGCCCUAGAGAUCAGCAACAUUGUGUUCACCAGCAUGUUCGCCCUGGAAAUGCUGCUGAAGCUGCUGGCCUGCGGCCCGCUGGGCUAUAUCCGGAAUCCCUACAACAUCUUCGAUGGAAUCAUCGUGGUCAUCAGCGUCUGGGAGAUCAUUGGGCAGGCAGAUGGCGGCCUGUCGGUGCUACGGACCUUCCGGCUGCUGCGGGUGCUGAAGCUGGUGCGGUUCAUGCCGGCCCUGCGGCGCCAGCUGGUGGUGCUCAUGAAAACCAUGGACAACGUGGCCACGUUCUGCAUGCUUCUCAUGCUCUUCAUCUUCAUCUUCAGCAUUCUGGGCAUGCACUUGUUUGGCUGCAAGUUCAGUCUGAAGACGGACACUGGAGACACGGUCCCCGACCGGAAGAACUUUGACUCCCUCCUGUGGGCCAUCGUCACUGUGUUCCAGAUCCUCACCCAGGAAGACUGGAAUGUCGUUCUCUACAACGGCAUGGCCUCCACUUCCUCCUGGGCUGCCCUGUACUUCGUGGCCCUCAUGACCUUCGGCAACUACGUGCUCUUCAACCUGCUAGUGGCCAUCCUGGUGGAGGGCUUCCAGGCGGAGGGUGACGCCAACAGAUCUGACACAGACGAAGAUAAGACGUCCACCCACUUGGACGAGGAUUUCGAUAAGUUCCGAGACCUCCGGGCCACAGAAAUGAAGAUGUACUCCCUGGCCGUGACCCACAAUGGGCACCUGGAGGGCCGGGGCAGCCUGCCCCCCCCUGUCAUCAUGCGCACGGCAGCCACACCCAUGCCUACCCCCAAGAGCUCCCCAAAUCUGGACACAGCCCCUAGCCUCCUGGACUCACGGCGUGGCAGCAGCAGCUCCGUGGACCCCCAGUCGGGGGACCAGAAGUCUCUGUCUAGCCUCCGCAGCUCACCCUGCGCCCACUGGGGCCCCAACAGCGCCUGGAGCAGCCGGCGUUCAAGCUGGAAUAGCCUGGGCCGGGCGCCCAGCCUCAAGCGCCGCAGCCAGUGUGGGGAGCGUGAGUCACUGCUGUCGGGUGAGGGCAAGGGCAGCACGGACGAAGAGGCCGAGGAUGGCAGGCCCGGGGCGGGGGCCUCGCUGGGCACGCGUGCCACCCCGCUGCGACGGGCCGAGUCCCUGGACGUGCGGCCCCUGCGGCCAGCCACCCUGCUGCCCACCAAGCUCCAUGACUGCAACGGGCAGGUGCUGACCCUGCCCAGUGAGUUCUUCCUGCGUAUAGACAGCCAUAAGGAAGACCCCGCCGAGUAUGACGACGACGUGGAAGACAGAUGCUGCUCACGCCUGUACAAGGUUCUGGAGCCCUACAAGCCUGAGUGGUGUCGGAGCCGGGAGUCCUGGGCGCUGUACCUUUUCUCUCCACAGAACAGGUUCCGUGCCUCCUGCCAGAAAAUCAUCGCUCACAAGAUGUUUGACCACGUUGUGCUGGUUUUCAUCUUCCUCAAUUGCAUCACCAUCGCCCUGGAGAGGCCGGACAUUGACCCGGGAAGCACGGAGCGCGUCUUCCUCAGCGUCUCCAACUACAUCUUCACAGCAAUUUUCGUGGCCGAGAUGAUGGUGAAGGUGGUGGCCCUAGGACUGGUCUCUGGUGAGCACGCCUACCUGCAAAGCAGCUGGAACGUGCUAGACGGGCUACUGGUCCUGGUGUCCCUGGUCGACAUCGUGGUGGCCAUGGCCUCUGCAGGUGGUGCCAAGAUCCUGGGCAUCCUGCGGGUCCUGCGCUUGCUGCGAACACUGCGGCCUCUGAGGGUCAUCAGCCGUGCUCCGGGCCUCAAGCUAGUGGUGGAGACCCUGAUAUCGUCCCUCAGGCCUAUCGGCAACAUCGUUCUCAUCUGCUGCGCCUUCUUCAUCAUCUUCGGCAUCCUGGGGGUGCAGCUCUUCAAGGGCAAGUUCUACUACUGCGAGGGCGCCGACACCAGGAACAUCUCCACCAAGGCGGAGUGCCGGGCCGCCCACUACCGCUGGGUGCGGCGCAAGUACAACUUCGACAACCUGGGCCAGGCGCUGAUGUCCCUGUUUGUGCUGUCCUCCAAGGACGGCUGGGUGAACAUCAUGUACGACGGGCUGGACGCCGUGGGCAUAGACCAGCAGCCGGUGCCCAACCACAAUCCCUGGAUGCUGCUCUACUUCAUCUCCUUCCUGCUCAUCGUCAGCUUCUUUGUGCUCAACAUGUUUGUGGGCGUCGUGGUAGAGAACUUCCACAAGUGCCGGCAGCACCAGGAGGCCGAGGAGGCACGGAGGCGAGAGGAGAAGCGGCAGCGGCGCCUGGAGAGGAAGCGCAGGAGCACUUUGCCCAGCCCAGAGGCCCAGCGCCGGCCCUACUACGCCGACUACUCACCCACCCGCCGCUCCAUCCACUCGCUGUGCACCAGCCACUACCUCGACCUUUUCAUCACCUUCAUCAUCGGGGUCAACGUCAUCACCAUGUCCAUGGAGCACUACAACCAGCCCAAGUCGCUGGACGAGGCCCUCAAGUACUGCAACUACGUGUUCACCAUCGUCUUCGUGUUUGAGGCUGUGUUGAAGCUGGUGGCGUUUGGGUUCCGGAGGUUCUUUAAAGACAGGUGGAACCAGCUGGACCUGGCCAUCGUGCUGCUGUCCAUCAUGGGCAUCACGCUGGAGGAGAUCGAGAUGAGCGCCGCCCUGCCCAUCAACCCCACCAUCAUUCGCAUAAUGCGUGUCCUCCGCAUCGCCCGAGUGCUCAAGCUGCUGAAGAUGGCCACCGGCAUGCGGGCCCUGCUGGACACGGUGGUUCAAGCCCUGCCCCAGGUAGGGAACCUCGGCCUACUUUUCAUGCUCCUGUUUUUUAUCUAUGCUGCCCUGGGAGUGGAGCUGUUCGGGAGGCUCGAGUGCAGUGAGGACAACCCGUGUGAAGGGCUGAGCAGGCACGCCACCUUCUCCAACUUCGGCAUGGCCUUCCUCACCCUGUUCCGCGUGUCCACGGGGGACAACUGGAACGGCAUCAUGAAGGACACGCUGCGGGAGUGCGCGCGGGAGGAUAAGCAUUGCCUCACCUACCUGCCGGCCAUCUCCCCCAUUUACUUUGUGACCUUCGUGCUGGUGGCCCAGUUUGUGCUGGUCAACGUGGUAGUGGCCGUGCUCAUGAAGCACCUGGAGGAGAGCAACAAGGAAGCCCGUGAGGACGCUGAGAUGGACGCCGAGCUGGAGCUGGAGAUCGCGCAGGGGUCUCCUGCUCCUCCCAGGCCCGCAGCCCCACAGAGCCCGGGGGCCACGCCCAACGCCCCCAAUGCCCCCAACGUCCUGGUCGCCCGCAAGGUCUCCGUGUCCAGGAUGCUCUCACUGCCCAACGACAGCUACAUGUUCCGGCCUGUGGCUCCCGCCUCAGCCCCUCGUCCCCACCCUCUGCAGGAGGUGGAGAUGGAGACCUACGUGGCCACCGUCCCCUCUGGCUUGGUCACCUCUGAGCACUCGGCACCUGUGGAGUCCUGCGCCUCCCUCCAGGUCCCACCAGCCACAUCCUCUCCUGCCAGGGACAGCAACGCACUCCUCGCCUUGCCCCCUCGGGGUGCCGCUCGCUCCCCCAGCUUUAGCCACCUGCUCUGCAGACAGGAGGCUGUGCAUACCAACUCUCUGGAGUCACAGGUUGACAGCCCCGGGGACUGUGGCCCAGGCUGGGGAGAGCCUGGCGGGAAGACCCCUGUGAGGCAGGUGUCCCUGGGGGCCUCCCUGCGGUCCCCACCCCGCUCCCCAAGGCCCACCAGCAUCCGCACCCGCAAGCACACUUUCGGACAGCGCUGCGUCUCCGGCCGGCCGCCGGCCCCAGGCGGGGAGGAGGCAGAGGCCCCAGACCCCGCCGACGAGGAGGUCAGCCACAUCACCAGCUCCGCCCGAAGCCCCUCGCCCACAGCCCACGAGGCAGUGGGUGGCGAGCCAGACCUGCGCAGGCUCUACAGUGUGGACGCCCAGGGCUUCCUGGAUCAGCCGGGCCGGAUGGACGAGCACCGGAGGCCCUCGGUGGAGCAGGGCGGAGGGGACAGCCGCCCGGAGACCGGAGAGGUGAAGACCCGGGCCCUGGAGGCCGACCCAGCCCUGGGGGCACGCAGGAAGAAGAAGAUGAGCCCCCCGUGCAUCUCUGUAGACCCCCCCACGGAGGACGAGGGCUCAGCCCGGCCUCCCGCAGUGGAGGGCUGCAGCACCAUCCUGCGGCGGAGAACCCCGUCCUGUGAGCCCAUGGAGGGCGUGAGUGUGGACCCUGCGGCCAAGGGGGACCGGUGGGGCCAGGCCCCCUGUCGUGCAGAGCACCUGACCAUCCCUAGCUUUGCCUUCGAACCGCUGGACGUGGGGAGCCCCAGUGGCGCCUUGUUCUUGGACGGUGGCCACAGGGUGACUCCAGAACCCAGAGCUUCCUCAGGGGCCGUGGCGUCUGCCGAACCCCACAAAACAGAGUCUCCCGUGCUCUCUGGCGACCCACCAGAGAAGGGGUGGGGGCUCUACCUCAGUGUCCCCCAGAGCCCCCCAAAGAAAGCAGGGACCCCCCCAGCCAGCCCCACCCCCGGUGACAGUGUGGACGAGCCCGUGUAGCGGGGAGCAUAACGUCACAUGGUCUUGGUGCUGGGGUUGGGGUGUACCUGGUGGAGCGGUGGUCCCAGGUGGGGCCAGGCAUGGACCCUGGCUGGGGCCUUUUUGGGGGCAGAGGAGCCAGGAGAGCAUCCUUCCAGGGAGAGGGGGGCAGACACGAUCCUGGGUGAAGAGGAACAAGGUUAGCCCCUCGGCCUGCGAGCCUCCACUUGCCCAUUCAGGUUUGGGUUUUUUCGAGUGUAGCCUCCAUGAUCCGAGACUGUGCCAGCGGCCUGGUCAGCAGUCCCUUAAUGAAAGAGCUGCAUCCGUGUGACAAGGACCAGAAAGCGACGAAGAGGAAAAAGGCAGAGACCGCCCACCAGAGUCCUGUUCUCACAUCCACUUAUUUUUAUAGGGAACACAUGCUUAGGGCCACUUGUGCCAUCACAGGUGGCAGCUCAGUCCCCAAGGGCCCCUCGAGCACGCUUCACUGUUGCUCAGUCUGAAUUCCAUUUGUACCA
Rhinolophus ferrumequinum (greater horseshoe bat) is the source of this 7654-nucleotide messenger RNA. RefSeq names its product calcium voltage-gated channel subunit alpha1 H (gene CACNA1H). Lineage: Eukaryota; Metazoa; Chordata; Mammalia; Chiroptera; Rhinolophidae. Bases 132 to 7157 code for a protein of 2341 amino acids. Gene Ontology annotation, molecular function: low voltage-gated calcium channel activity; voltage-gated sodium channel activity. Gene Ontology annotation, cellular component: voltage-gated sodium channel complex; neuron projection; voltage-gated calcium channel complex. The record is from RefSeq and is a predicted model, not a curated record. The transcript has 34 exons. Gene Ontology annotation, biological process: positive regulation of calcium ion-dependent exocytosis; membrane depolarization during action potential; neuronal action potential.